GAAAGGGUGCCAAACAUCAGAUUGACUGAUGGUAUGAGAAUACCGAUCAUAGGUUUGGGUACUUAUAAUAUCCGGGAGCAGAAUGUGAUGGAUCAGGUGAUAGAGGAUGCCAUUGAUGUCGGUUACAGACAUAUAGAUACGGCUUAUGAGUACAAUAACGAGAAUUUGAUUGGAAAGUCAUUAAGAAAACUAAUGGAUAGACAGAAAAUAGAGAGAAACGAUAUCUUCGUGACGAGUAAAGUGUGGAAUACUUUCCAUCGAAGGCGUAAAGUAGUGGAAGGCAUGAGACUGUCGCUCAAGAAUCUGGGAUUAGAUUACUUGGACUUAGCUUUAGUCCACUGGCCUAUGGCUUAUAAAGAGGGCACUGAAAAUCACCCGAAACACGCUAAUGGAUCGUCAUUUGAUAUGAAUAUCACAGUUGUGGAGACCUGGAGGGGAAUGGAGGAUGCAUAUAAACUGGGAUUAGUUAAGAGCAUCGGGGUCUCUAAUUUCAAUUCUGAACAAUUAACUCGUGUUUUGAAAGAAACUCAUAUCAAACCAGUUGUCAAUCAAAUUGAAUGCAAUCCAUAUAUAACUCAAGAAAAGUUAGUAAAUUUUUGUAAGAAUAGAGGGAUAGAUGUGGUGGCUUACAGUCCGAUAGGUCGGGGCGAUAAUGAAUUGCUAACUGAGCCCAUGCUUAUGGAAAUGGCCAAUAAAUACAAGAAAAGUGUGGCCCAAGUGAUCAUGCGAUGGCUCCUACAGAGGGGUAUUGCUGUCAUUCCCAAGACUACCAGAAAGGAGAGACUCAUUGAAAACAAAUGUUUAUUUGAUUUUAAAUUAACAAAACAAGAGAUGAGAAGAAUAUUCAGAUUAAAUAAAAAUAAGCGAAUUAUAGCGUUGUCUGAAGCGGUCAACAAUCGUGAGUAUCCUUUCUUAAUACCAUUUUAA
Oppiella nova is the source of this 927-nucleotide messenger RNA. The record is from the annotation of a GenBank genome assembly. Lineage: Eukaryota; Metazoa; Arthropoda; Arachnida; Sarcoptiformes; Oppiidae.